UCUAACAACUCUGUUCAAUGCAUUAUUUCACAUCAGUAUUAAACGAGUGCUCUUACCAAUCACACGUCUUAUUAUUCCCGUCUGUAACCGGAUACAUUACAGUGGCGCAGUUGGUUAUUAUAACGAACCGACAUAGCGAAUUUUAUUAAAAACAGUUCACGGCGAACGUUAAGGUGAAAUUCGGCUAUAAGUAAUCGGUCAAACAGUGGUACACGGCGUACAAAGUUUUUUUUUCGAUUUUUUUUUCUGUCUAAAAAAAAAGCAAAGACAAUACGGUGUAGAAUUCGUGGAAGUGAGCGAACAUCCAUUGAGUUAUUGUUUGGUUGUGUUGUAUGAAACAGAACAACGAUAACAUAACAAAGAAGCAUCGUGUCAUCAGUUGUCGAACACGGCGUUCGAUUUUUUUCAUCGAUAACUGGCGGCUGAAAGAAAGGAAGACAUUUCCAGAUCCACGGCGGACGAAUUUUUUUUUGCAGCCGUUGUCAGUAAAUCGACGUACAAGGUGUACACAUCACCAUUCGUUGUACACGGAGUACAAGCAUUUGGUCGAAAUAAGUUUGAGAAAAGAAAAAUUAUUGGAAUCGAAGGACACUUGGAAGACACGACAAGGUCAUUCGUUUGCGAGCGUAAGCAUUCAACAUGCCGAACAAUGGAACAUUCACCCCAUUACCGCAAAAGUUCGAUUCAGACAAGAAUUGGGAAACGUAUGCAGCACAGUUGGAUCAAUAUUUUUUGGCAUACGAAGUCACGGAUGAUAACCGGAAGCGAGCAAUGUUGUUAUCGACGUUGUCAUUGGAUGUAUUUGACACAUUAACAGAUUUGUGUUUUCCGGACAAGCCGCAGGCGAAAACAUACAAGGAAAUUUGUGGCAUUAUGAAAAAUCGUUUUACACCGACCAGAUCCAUUUUUCAUGAUCGGCGGACAUUUUUUGAUGUAAAGCAGAAGCAAGACGAGACAGUCAUAGAAUUCGCCACAAGGUUGAAGCAGAGUAUCCGGUACUGUAAAUUCGAAGGUUGUUACAAGAUGGUGCUUCGCGACAAAUUCGUGGUUGGUCUACUGGAAGGCCCAGUACGCAGCAAAGUUUUCGAAAUGGAUCCGACAGCUACAUUCGAAGCAUGUGUUGAGACAGCGAUCAAGAAGGAGUCAAUCAAUACGAAGGGCACUGAAGAUCAGUCGGAUUAAAUUAAUUAAAGUUUUUGCAAUCCAAUAAUUAACUUCAAAAUUUUCCUUUUGAUUUUUGCUACAAUUUUUUUGAGUUUUUUUUAGUUUGGAAAGUUUUCUUUUGGAUUAAUUUUUUUUGUUAAGGAGGGAGUAUUGUAGGAUAUCUAACAACUCUGUUCAAUGCAUUAUUUCACAUCAGUAUUAAACGAGUGCUCUUACCAAUCACACGUCUUAUUAUUCCCGUCU
Bradysia coprophila is the source of this 1407-nucleotide messenger RNA. RefSeq lists its product as uncharacterized. NCBI's taxonomy places the organism in Eukaryota, Metazoa, Arthropoda, Insecta, Diptera, Sciaridae. The record is from RefSeq and is a predicted model, not a curated record.